Aspergillus glaucus CBS 516.65 is the source of this 1401-nucleotide messenger RNA. Its product is annotated as bZIP transcription factor. The record is from RefSeq and is a predicted model, not a curated record. The transcript has 5 exons. The coding region runs from base 1 to 1401 and encodes 466 amino acids. NCBI's taxonomy places the organism in Eukaryota, Fungi, Ascomycota, Eurotiomycetes, Eurotiales, Aspergillaceae.
AUGUCUGACUCUGAUAUUAACCUUGCCCUACCGCGCAAUGCCCGGGCCCAAAGAAAACCACGAACAAUAUCAUCGCUGACCACGCAGCAGAUCCAGCAUAAGCGCGAUCUGGAUCGGAAAGCCCAGCGCACGCUGCGACAACGGGCCAAGUCCCGAGUGCAGGAUCUUGAGCAGGACUUGGCCCGUGCGAGAUCAUGCUUGUCAGAUCGUGAAAAAAGCAUGAUGGAUGAGGUCCAAUCUCUGCGGGAAGAGAACCGGCGGCUCCGGUCGUGUCUGAAAAGUAUCGGGCAGUUUGCUUUCGGUGGUGUGUCCGUGGAGGAGAAUGGUCAGGCCCCUGACUCAGUCCCGAUCGCCGAGAAUGAGCCGAUCGCCGACGCGACUGAUGGGCCUGGGAAUCCUCACGACCCUCAGCUGGGGGAUGACUUAACUUCAGAGAAUGGACCGGUUGACAGCAGCGAUGGUGAUGGCAAUACAGACCCCAUUGAGCGAAACUUUUCCUGGCGCAGCCAGAGCAACAUCCAGGGACGCCCGGAAGGUCUAUCGGAUGCCUACCAUGAAAACACAAUGUCGACUGGAGUGGAACUACCGUCACCAGUGUCGGAGAGCCUGGCUGGCCAGGGCAUCGGCCAACCGAGGCAGCGAGAUCAUUAUCUGGAUCGUAUUACCACAUCUCAGAGACUCCAAGAUCCUAUCAUGGCUCCGACUCCAACGUCCUCGAUUGCAGUCAACACCGUCCUGCAGGACCCCACGUCCACCGGCAUUGCAUCCGUGCUUCCCAAACAUCACUCCGCAACGUGUCCUUUGGAUCAAAUCCUUUUGGACUUUAUCAGUUCCCGACGCGCUCUGGCGGCCAAGGGUUUUGCCAUUAACGUAGUCGUGGGCCCGACCCAGCCAUGCCUGCAGGCAGUCUUCAAUCCCCUAGCUGCGGCUGGCGUACACCCGACCAGCCGGGUCCUGGCCGAAGUUCUCUCAACAUUCCGGCAUGUAGCGCUCCCAGAGAAACUGGCCUUUAUGUUUGUUAUGUUUCGAACGAUGAGGUGGCAAAUAUCACCCACCGAUGCGAACUACGAAGAAAUGCCACGUUGGCUUCGCCCAACCGCGGUCCAGAUUACAGUGGCUCAUGCGGCAUGGAUAGAUAAUAUACCUUGGCCGCGCGUGCGCGACAUACUGAUCCAGAAUCCGGAGAAAUACCCCUUUCCUCUCUUCUCGGAACUGUACUCGCAAAAUGUGACGGUGAAUUGGCCGUAUGAUACCAUGGAUACAGUUUCACAUCAGGGCGAUUCUGUUGUAUUCAACCCCAUCUUCGAAAAACAUGCCCGAAAACUGGAUAACUGGACGGUUUCUGGUCACUUCAAAGAAUAUAUGCCUGAGAUGAUGACCGCAAUUUACGGGCGUGAUUGA